GACAUAAUCAUGGCAUUGCUUUUUAGGCUGUAGGUACUCUAAAGUUGUACUUGAGUAAUUGUAGAUUUUUAUUAAUUGUAGUUGUGCUCCUUGAUGAAUUUCAACUGUAAAUAUGUGACAUUCAAAAGUGAAAUUUGUAAAAUGUAGCUAUAGAAGAAAUAAUAGACAUUGAUGCUUCAAAAAAUGAUUCAGAUGCAUUGAAGUGUCACUAGUGAUGAGCAUUAUCGUAAUCGAAAAGACUGCACCGUUAGCGAAAGAUGAAUAGUUACUUUGUAUCGUAGAAGUUGAAACCAGUCAUGAGUACAAUUAAGCCUUUGAUGGAGAAGUCGGACUUCUUUCCGUUAGAUUUCGCUUCGAACUCGACGUUCGGAAAUCUGGAGAACAUGAAGAUGGACAGCAACUUUGCCCUCCUGCUGGGGUCGCUGGUGUCGACUAUGGCCUGGGUCAUCUACAUAUCCUACUACAACUCUAGGGUGUUGGGCUAUUUCAUGACUAAACUGCUCAACCGACUGUUUGUGCGCGAGGGAUAUCUCAGAGUUGGUUCGUUCACACUGUGCGUUCUGUCGGGCAAGAUAAUGUUCAGAGACAUAGUUUACAUCACCUACGACUACACGGCUCGUAUACAGGAUGGAUGGAUGAUAUUCCGGUGGUGGAGAGCCUAUGUGCCCAAGGAUGUCUCUGAAGACCUGUCUCACUCUGACACUCGCUUAUCAGUGAUGCUGAAUGGAUUCGAGUUACAUGUCUAUAAUCGAUGUGCAGUUUAUGGCCAUUUAGAGCGGGUGUUUGGUUUGGAUCCCAACCUGUUCUCCUGCGAUAUCCACGAGUUCUCAUCCAACGAUCCAGAACGACAAUCGCAGAUGUCGUGUGUGAGUAGACAGGAGAGACCCCAGCCUGGAGCUGGAUCACUGGGCAAAAGCUGGAGAGAUCUCAUUCCUGUAAUCAAAGUUGACGUUUCUUCGGGUCGUAUGGUUUUCGGCAACCGGCUAGUUCCGACGACCCUGUCGGUGCUUGUCGAAGAGGCGCACUUUGUCUACUCAACCAAGCCGGCCGCCUCCAGACUCGAUCACUUCACGCAUAUCGCCAAAUGCAAAGCGGAGAAUUUCAAGGUGAUCUUAGCUCCUAGUCCGAAGUAUACAGGCAUGGCCGAUGAUCCGCCCAGGUAUAUGGGAGAAGGAUUUGUCGUCCUAUCUUCAAACAACGUUGAUCUCUAUUUCUAUAUGGAUGAACCAGGCUAG
Molecule: messenger RNA, 1235 nt
Organism: Nilaparvata lugens (brown planthopper)
Lineage: Eukaryota; Metazoa; Arthropoda; Insecta; Hemiptera; Delphacidae
Product: transmembrane protein KIAA1109 homolog
Exons: 7
Coding region: 297-1235 (312 amino acids)
Biological process (GO): synaptic vesicle endocytosis
Source: RefSeq, a predicted model, not a curated record